AUGCUCCGUCAGACUAUCAUCCGACCUGCCGUCACGGCCAACCGUGCUCUGCUGACCCGGUCCUUCUCGGUUGCCGUGCCCCGAAUGGGCGAAGGCGACACUGGCGCCCCUCGCUCUGGCGGCGCUGCUUCUGGUGACUCGUUCACCAAGCGGGAGGCUGCCCAGGAGGCUCUCUACAUCCGUGAGAAAGAGCUCGAGAAGCUCCAUACGCUGAAGAAAAAGAUUACCGAUCAGCGUCAACACCUUGAUGAGCUCGAGAGUCACAUUGACAAGUUGACGAAGGACCAGUCCGGCGGCAAGAACUAG
Messenger RNA from Penicillium canariense, 306 nucleotides. RefSeq lists its product as uncharacterized. Lineage: Eukaryota; Fungi; Ascomycota; Eurotiomycetes; Eurotiales; Aspergillaceae. The record is from RefSeq and is a predicted model, not a curated record. Gene Ontology annotation, cellular component: mitochondrion. The coding region runs from base 1 to 306 and encodes 101 amino acids. Gene Ontology annotation, molecular function: ATPase inhibitor activity. The transcript has 4 exons. Gene Ontology annotation, biological process: negative regulation of ATP-dependent activity.